Scleropages formosus (Asian bonytongue) is the source of this 4270-nucleotide messenger RNA. It is a transcript of the gene ldlra, whose product is annotated as low density lipoprotein receptor a. NCBI's taxonomy places the organism in Eukaryota, Metazoa, Chordata, Actinopteri, Osteoglossiformes, Osteoglossidae. Gene Ontology annotation, biological process: receptor-mediated endocytosis. The coding region runs from base 494 to 3124 and encodes 876 amino acids. Gene Ontology annotation, cellular component: apical plasma membrane; signaling receptor complex; plasma membrane. Gene Ontology annotation, molecular function: calcium ion binding; hormone binding; protein binding. The record is from RefSeq and is a predicted model, not a curated record. The transcript has 18 exons.
AUGAUUUCCGGGCUCGCGUUUUGUCAAUGUCUUAUUUGAAACGGCGAUCUCAUUCGCAGUCAGGGUUUGUUUUUUGUGUGUGUGUGUGUGUGUUGCACCGGCGGCGGCCCGUCCGGAGCGUCAGGGGUUAACGGGUGCUGGGGGGGAGUGUGUGACAUGAUGGUGCGCUUGUGGACGGUCUCCUCCCAUUGAAAGGGAGCACAUUUCAAACAUCACACCACUGGCUGAGUCCCGCCUCCGCGAGCGCACGCGUUCAAAGGGGGCGCUCCUGGGCGCGCGAGCCCAUCUGCAGUAAGUCUGCCUGUAGUCUUUUGCGCGCGAGACCUCACCUCACGGCGCUCUGUGGUUUCUGUUAAAACAAAACAAAAAAAACGCACAGAACGGCUUGCUGCUUUGUGUUUUAUCUGAAAUACACAUACGACGGCCUGCUUGUCCGUGUUCUGUGCUGAAUACUAACCUUCAUCGCGCGUAGCCUCAGCCCGAAGUCGAAGAGAUGCUCCCUGGCGAGUGCGUGAGGAGAGUCGUGCUCGCGCUUUGCACGCUGUUCCUGCUCGGUUGCUUCGCUGAAACGCAGGCUGUGACAUGCGGGGCACGACAGUUCCAGUGCGGAAAUGGGAAAUGCAUCACUAUGAAAUGGGUGUGUGACGGUGCAGAUGACUGCAGCGAUGGUACUGACGAGCUGCCCGCCACCUGCCGGGUAAAGACCUGCUCCCCUACUGAGUUCAGCUGUGGCGGAAGGUUGAACCAGUGUGUUCCCCAGAGCUGGCGCUGUGAUGGCAAGCCUGACUGCGAGAAUGAGGCUGACGAGGAGAGCUGUGUACCCAAGAACUGCACGAACAGUGAGUUCCGCUGUACCAGUGGGCAGUGCGUGUCGGCAUCAUUUGUGUGCGACGAGGACCGUGACUGUGAAGAUGGCAGUGAUGAGGCAUCCUGCCCGGCAGCCACAUGCAGCUCAGGUUCUUUCCAGUGUAACAACUCGGUGUGUGUGCCACGUCUGUGGGCGUGCGAUGGGGAUGCUGACUGUGAGGAUGGCUCUGAUGAGUGGCCUGAGCACUGUGGGGGCGGCCGCAAGCCAACCAGCUCCUGUUCCUCCGUGGAGUUCCACUGUGCCAGUGGGGAGUGCAUCCAUAUCACUUGGAAGUGUGAUGGAGGGACUGACUGCCAGGAUGGCUCCGAUGAGGCUAACUGCAACCAACCCACCUGCCGCCCAGAUGAGUUCCAGUGCACUGAUGGCACCUGUAUCCAUGGCAGCCGCCAGUGCGACCACCAGUACGACUGCACCGACAUGAGUGAUGAGCGUGGCUGCGUCAAUGUGACCAGGUGCGAGGGCCUGACUUGGUUCCAGUGCCGCAGUGGAGAGUGCAUCAACAUGGACAAAGUGUGCGACAACAAGCGGGACUGCCGAGACUGGUCUGAUGAACCUGUCAAGGAGUGCGAUGUCAACGAAUGCCUGUACAACAACGGCGGCUGCUCUCACAUCUGUAAUGACCUGAAGAUUGGCUACGAGUGCCUCUGCCCUGCUGGCUUCAACCUGGUGGACAAGAAACACUGUAAAGACAUUGAUGAGUGUGUCAGCCCUGACACCUGCAGCCAGAUGUGCGUUAACACAGAGGGCAGUUACAAGUGUGAGUGUGAAGAGGGCUACCAGCUGGACCCUGGAACCAAGAACUGCAAAGCUAUAGGUACAGUGGCUUAUCUGCUGUUCACCAACCGACAUGAAGUGAGGAAGAUGACACUGGACCGCAGCGAGUACACACGUUUUAUUCCCAGCCUGAAGAAUGUGGUAGCCCUGGACAUGGACAUCCCAACCAGGAAGGUCUACUGGUCAGAUUUGUCUCAGAAGAAGAUCUACAGCACACACAUGGACAAGGCUGGUAAUUCCUCCCACCACAGUGCUGUGAUUGAAAGUAACAUCAAGGGAGCGGAGGGCCUUGCUGUUGACUGGAUUCAUGGCAACAUCUACUGGACUGACAGUGUUUAUGGCACAAUCUCUGUGGCAACAAAUGAUGGGACCCGCCGCAAGACUCUUAUCAAAGAGGACCUAGCCAAGCCCCGUGCAAUUGUGGUUGACCCUCAACGGAACUUCAUGUACUGGACUGACUGGGGCAGCCCGGCUAAGAUCGAGAAAGGAGGGCUGAAUGGUGCUGAUCGCAAUCCCCUGGUGACAGAUGACAUUGUGUGGCCUAAUGGCAUCACUUUAGACAUGUUGAACCACCGGCUUUACUGGGUGGAUUCCAAACUGCACACCCUCUCCAGCGUCGAUGUUAAUGGAGGUAGCCGUCGGACCCUCAUCAUCGAUGAGCAUAAGCUGGCACAUCCCCUCUCCUUGACUGUGUUCGAGGAGAAAGUGUUCUGGACUGAUGUUGCAAACAAUGCCAUCCUGAGUGCCAACCGCCUCACAGGAGCUGACAUCACAGCUGUGGCAGAGAACCUGUUUUCCCCCGAGGGCAUUGUGCUCUACCACAACCUCAAGCAGCCCACUGGCAAAAACUGGUGUGAGGAGAGCAACAUCCCCAAUGGAGGCUGUGACUACCUGUGCCUUCCUGCGCCACAAAUCAACGACCGUUCUCCCAAGUACACCUGUGCUUGUCCAGACCACAUGACCCUAGCCCCAGACAUGAGGAAGUGCAUCUCAGUUGCGGAAACCUUGGCGCCACCUGUCAAACAUGAACGUCCAGCUGCUACUCCGAAAACCCCAGAGAGCACUACACCGCCGCAGCUGGCUCGUCCCUCUCAAGUUGCUACGACGACCGCUGUGGGUGUGCCUCCCUCCUACCCUGGCAAUCCAGGAAGGGCUAUGAACCAGCAGAAUGCUACCUCAUCACUGUAUAGCACCUCUCUGGAAGCUAGCCCAGAUGUAUUUGCUGUCAAACCCAACCAUUCUCAGUCUUCAUCCUCUGCCUUAUAUAUUGCGUUACCCAUUGCCAUCCUGUGCUUGGUGGCCUUUGGGGCUGUCUUGCUUUGGAGGAACUGGCGGGUGAGGAACACAAACAGCAUCCAUUUUGACAACCCGGUCUACCAGAAAACCACAGAGGAUGAAGUGCACAUAUGCCGGAAUCACAGUCCAGACGGCUACACUUACCCCUCGCGACAGAUGCUGAGCACAGAGGAUGACAUGGCAUGAGAUCUAUCCUGAUGGGAACAGCAAAAAAAAAAGACACAGCAACAGCCACUUUAAUGCUGCUUACUGAAAAUUUAAAGGACAUAGAGAUGCUGUUGGUGACUGAAACCACUGUGUCCUCCAAGAUGAAGGAAGGCUCAAGAGAAGAUGAUGCACUAGUGCAUAUCCAGAAAUCCCUGACUGACAUACCCAUGGCCACCGACUCCAGUGGCUGCUUUUACGCAGUAUAGGGACCGCAACCAAAAGCUCUACGUCAAAGACACAGGAAGACUUAUCCAAAGUGGAAUGUCAUUCAUUUUCUGGGGAAGUAUGUGAAUCUGAAUGUGGCUUUGACGAACUUCAAUCAUUGAACACCUAUUGAAUUUUUUUUUUUUUUUUUUUUUCUUUUUUGGAGUGAGGUCGUUUGAGGUACAUGAUGUCUUGAGUGUCUUUACAGAAGUGUACGUACACAUAUUGCACUACGUUUAGUUUGGCUGAAGGAGUUCUUCCCAGCUGAAAAAUUAAGGUUAAUAUUUGAUUAUAGCUAUGUAUAUAUGUUCUUAGUGCACCUAAAAAUUGCUUUCAUGGUGAAAGGAAGUAAAAAAUGCUAGUCUUAUAUAUUUGAGCCUGUAUUAAAAACAGCAGUGUGUGUAAAGAUUUGAUCUCCAAUAUUUAAUCCUGUGACAGGGAAUGGUGAACCACUUUUUUACUAUGGUGAUGGCUAUGUUUAUAGCAUUCAGUCAGAUUUUAUCACUUGUUUUGUGGGAAAUAAUUGAAAUGAAUCUUUUUCCGUUUUUUCCUUUUUGGUGCCCUUACAGGUCGGCUUGUGUGACUAUUACUCAGUAGUGCGUUUCUUUAACGGCACAAUGUUUGCCUGGAUGUGACCCGGACAAGCCGAUCCGGAGCCUUAACUGACAGAGGGUGACAAUCGCUUAUUGGUUGUUACCAAGUCAAUUUUAUUUUUCCUCCGGAGUGAGACAACUCAUGUAGCUUUAUGUAGUCAAGUUUUAUUUUUGCAUCAUUUUUGCAGCGUUUCCAAAUGCUAACCACAGUGGCAUUGGGAGAAGGCUCAUUUUUUGACAUCUGUGUUUGAAUUUAUUCCGUCCCUCUAAAGAAUGUUAAAGCACAAAACUGCAGAGGGCAGAGCUUUACCUUCUUUCAACCUGAUGU